Molecule: messenger RNA, 1710 nt
Organism: Rotaria sp. Silwood2
Lineage: Eukaryota; Metazoa; Rotifera; Eurotatoria; Philodinida; Philodinidae
Source: the annotation of a GenBank genome assembly
AUGACAAUUGGUCUUCGAAAAACUGUUUCAAAUUUACUUGAAGCACUUGUAAACGAAACAGCUGUCGAUAUACAAUGGCCAUAUGGAAAUACGGUGAUAGCGACAAUCGCAGAUGUCCAAGAUCCCAAGGUACGACAUUCGAUCACUGCCAACUGUGAAAAGAGUCCAUUCUCGAAUGAAGUGGAACAUUUUGAAUGGGGAACUAUAAUGAUUGAUGAAUGUCCUGUGGAAAACAUGACUGAUUUACUUCUACUAGGCUUCAAUCAAAAACAGUGUUCUAUUUUGAAGCAAAACAUCGAAGCAACUGACUAUCUCGAAACGAUUUAUGAACAAUGUCGUACAUCACAACCGAAAAUAUUGAAAUAUCUUGCGAAUUUGAUUGGAUCUUCAUUUCCGUUGAAUUUCGAUCCGACACAACCAAAAGCAUAUGCCAUGCUAUUAGCACAAGUUCCAGCACGUGAGGCACUCAUUAUUACCGAAACAUGUGGGAAUGUUGAUGGAUCAACUGGAAAUCCAAUAAAAAAUGUAAUGAUUGGCCAAAAGCCCGGUGCAAUACAACAUCAUCCGAUUUCGGUGGCUUUCCAACAUGGGACUUCUCAAAUUCAGCUUGUUUCUCACCCAAAUGCUACAAUGCACGAAGCAGGUUCAAUUCCGAAGCAUCUUUUAAAUAGAUUUAAAUUCUACACAGAUAACAAUCAAGUUCCGAUGAACAACUAUGCUACCAACGUAGCUAAUAAGCAAUCGAAUAUUCAGGGUACGAUUGAUGCGUUUGUUUUAUUAUCAAAACGUAGUUUCAUUCCAAUCGAUGGUGAUUUUCAAAUUAAAACAAGUUUUCCGGCACAAAUCACAUCAGAGAAUCGUAUUAUUGAUUGGAAUACAGCUGAAGAUGCCAUUGAAUGUGCUCGAGUUGUUGCACAAUUGGCAAGUCUCGAAAAACUGCCAGAUCAUGUCUGGAUACUACCAACAUUGUUCGCAGCUCAAGUUAAGGGCGAUGACAAUACAACAUUUUACAUUCGUGGUGGUCUCAGUGACGCCUACAGCAACGGAGCUCUUGUUGGCAUACCUGAACAUCUGACGCCGAUUACGGCAUGUGCUCUCACUGCUCGAAAUAUUAUUACAUCUGACAAAACAUUAUUUGAAAGUUUAGUUGAAUUUGGUUUCGAUGCAGUGGCCUUAUUUAGAGACAUAUCAGAUGCUAUUAUCGGCGCCCAAUUACACUUCAUAGCUAUUCGUUGGAUACCUGAUGCUCAUACACAAAAUGUAGCCUAUUUAUUGGACAUGCAUCAAAAAUGUUUUGCAGGUCUUCUCCUCAAAGAUUCUGAAUGUGAAAAAAAUAAAAUAAUCCGUGGAGGAAAAUUGGCAUCUUUGAUAUUUGCUUCGACACCUCCGUCAAAAUAUGAACAAAGCUUAACGCAGCGAAUUAUUGUUUCUACACUUUACUUUCAUCAUACGAUUUAUACGAAGCAUAUUGAACCAUUGGCGCGACUCUUGAACAAGAAAUAUCAUAUAUCUAUUGUGGAUAUUCAGACAAUUACACACAAUAGUUUAACAUCGUGGCUCCAGAAGAAUAUAAAUGCGGACAUGGAACAUAAGAUUGAUCUUACUGGUCGAUACUACGAAAGAAACUUGGCUUGUAAAACAUUGAAAAUUGGCGAACCACCUCACUAUCGUCUUUUGCCGAAUCAUAAAUUGAUUCCAGCGAUUCAUUGA